This is a messenger RNA of Diabrotica virgifera virgifera (western corn rootworm), 2029 nucleotides long. RefSeq names its product polypeptide N-acetylgalactosaminyltransferase 2 (gene Pgant2). The coding region runs from base 239 to 1339 and encodes 366 amino acids. The transcript is spliced from 8 exons. The record is from RefSeq and is a predicted model, not a curated record. Lineage: Eukaryota; Metazoa; Arthropoda; Insecta; Coleoptera; Chrysomelidae. Gene Ontology annotation, cellular component: Golgi apparatus.
CCGUAAAAAAAUAUUUGUGACGGAUGAACUUCCAUCUACCUCAGUUAUAAUUACAUUCCACAACGAAGCCAGAUCAACCUUAUUAAGGACAGUUGUCAGCGUCUUGAACCGAAGUCCGGAACACCUAAUAAAAGAAAUUAUUCUUGUGGAUGACUUCAGCGACAACCCUACCGACGGCGAAGAAUUGGCAAAAAUUCAAAAAGUAAGAGUUCUAAGGAACGAUAAAAGGGAAGGAUUGAUGAGGUCAAGGGUAAAAGGUGCUGAUGCCGCAACUGCUUCGGUUUUGACGUUUUUAGAUAGCCACUGCGAGUGCAACGCUAAUUGGUUGGAGCCGUUACUCGAAAGAGUUGUUGAAGACCCCACUAGGGUUGUUUGUCCUGUGAUAGAUGUUAUUAGUAUGGAUACUUUUCAGUAUAUUGGUGCAUCUGCCGAUUUACGAGGUGGGUUUGAUUGGAAUCUAGUCUUUAAAUGGGAGUAUCUAAGUUAUGCUGACCGAGAAUCUCGACAGAAAGAUCCUACACAGCCUAUAAGAACGCCAAUGAUAGCAGGCGGAUUAUUCGUUAUUAAUAAGGCAUAUUUCGAAAAGCUGGGAAAAUAUGAUAUGAAAAUGGAUGUAUGGGGAGGAGAAAACUUGGAAAUAUCUUUUAGGGUAUGGCAGUGUGGAGGCAGUUUGGAAAUAAUACCAUGUAGUAGGGUGGGUCAUGUAUUUAGAAAAAGACACCCUUACACAUUCCCAGGAGGUAGUGGUACAGUAUUUGCAAGGAAUACUAGGCGAGCUGCAGAAGUCUGGAUGGACGAAUUUAAAAAUUAUUAUUACGCUUCAGUUCCUCUAGCCAAGAGUGUAAACUUUGGGGAUAUCAGUGAUCGUCUCGAACUUAAAGAACGACUGCAGUGCAAGCCAUUUAAGUGGUACUUAAAAAAUGUUUAUCCAGAAUUGAGUGUGCCUCAAGUUACUACUUCACGGUACGGCCAAAUUCGUCAAGGCGCUUACUGCUUGGACACUAUGGGCCAUUUGUUAGAUGGAAUUGUAGGAUUGUACCAGUGUCAUCAUACUGGUGGAAACCAAGAAUGGGGAUUAACCAAUACGGGACUUCUACGGCAUCAUGAUCUUUGUUUAACAGUAUUUAAUUUUGCUAAAGUGGGAUCCCAGGUGGUUAUGCGAAUAUGCGACGGUUCUGCUGAACAAAAAUGGCAUUUGAUCGCACCCGAUGGUCUUCUUCGUAAUUCUAAAUAUCCACUUUGUCUAGACUCUCGAUUUACAGACACAAAAGGCAUUACAGCGGAAAGAUGUAGUAGCAGUUUAGAUUCUCAAAGAUGGCAGUUAACAGGAAGAUCUUAAACGACGUAUUAAGUGGAUCACGGAACUUAAAUAAUACAGUAAUUUGCGAAAGAUAAUGUUACGAGAAAAAUGAAAAUACUGGGUCUGAUUUUAGGUAUUGUAGGUCAUGAGAUCUCUCGAUUUUUAUGAGACGUUUAGGAAAUAUGCUUACAUGAUAAUCAAAAUAUUUAGUAGACAAUUUGGUAAAUCUAUAUGGUGUCAAUAACGCUCCUGGCAAUGACAAACGAAGACCGGAGAUUCCUCAGAUGAUUUUAAGACAAUUUAACCCAAUUCACCUAGUCCGAAAAUGCUUCCUAAGGGAGCUAGAGGUCUUUGAAGAUGGCGUCUUGUAAUUAGUUUUUUUUUAAUACCUCCAGAACGCUUCUAUUUAGAAAAACGAAAAAUGGUACGCUUAUUUAACUUCUAUAGAUAAAUCGAUUCCAUCGAAUGCGAAUUUCUAUUACCGGUCAUUAGCCUCCGUUUUGGGUAGCUUAACGGUUAUUUUAUCGCAUAACUUUUUUGUCUUUAACUUUUAAACAUUUUUGACGCUGGAUUAUUAAAUUGUGAGGUAUUCUGGUGCUAAAUAGACCAGGGCGCAUCUGUAAAAAUAUUAGUACAUUUGGACGUUAAGAGGUGACUCAAUUUUUUUUGCAGAAAUUGCUUUAAAAGAACUCAAAUAAUAAUAUUUGAGUUAUCCUCCCACUCAAAAAG